This is a messenger RNA of Penicillium brevicompactum, 2799 nucleotides long. RefSeq names its product Glycoside hydrolase superfamily. The record is from RefSeq and is a predicted model, not a curated record. Gene Ontology annotation, molecular function: protein binding. Lineage: Eukaryota; Fungi; Ascomycota; Eurotiomycetes; Eurotiales; Aspergillaceae. The transcript has 2 exons. Bases 1 to 2799 code for a protein of 932 amino acids.
AUGGCUGAGUCUUCUGAGUAUCCGUCUACGUUGGACAGCGCCUUCAAUGGCGCAUCGCCCAUCAAAGACCGCAUCGAUCCGAUCCGGUUGACGACAAGCAACAUUGUCCCAAUCUUCAAUCUGCCCCUCUCCCAGCAGGUGUUGGGCCAUGAGUCAAACGAGUCUCUUGCGCAAGUCGCUAGCGGUGAUAUCUCCUAUACCAACUUUGUCGCAGAGCAAGCUCGCUGCGCUCUCCAGGCAAACGAUGAUCAAUCUACCGAACAAAAGCAAUCGCAACUACUGCACCUCGGCCUAGCAGCUCUGUUCGCCUUCCUGCAGUCCAACGUCACCGGACCUCCCCUUGAAUUCAACUCAGCUCAGGUCGUGCUCCCCUCCUCCCUCCGAACCGAACGACAAACCCUCAAGGCUGUCCGUGCGAAGAUCAUCCGCGAUCUGUCGGUCGAUGGAGAAGCUGCCUACAGGCUCACACCCAACCCGGAGCUGUUUGCCGUCGCCAAGGCCUUACUGGCCGAUGCAGCUACAGAUGGACCACUAUGUGCGAAGACUGCACGCAUGCGCGCCAACUUCCUUCAUCAGAAGAUGCUCUCCGAGGUCACUAGCACUUUGCAAGAUGUGAUUUACAAGGAUGUCGAGAUUUUGGACAAGGCUGAAUUGAAUGCUCAUGAGAGAGGACGGUUCUUGUUGGAAAGGGCAAUUAUCAACACGCACCAUGGCUUCGAUAUUAAGGCUCGCGAAGAUAUUGACCAGGCGGCGAAGGUACGGAAGUUCGAAUUUGCCUUGACCGGUAAGAUGGGCAAGCGUACAAAAUUCCAAGAACGCGAUAUCAGUCAACUGGUUGUCCUUGCAAAGAGUGCCGAUGAAACAGCACUUUCCAGCGAGCCCUCUGGGCCCAAGAACCUAGACUUGAACGACGACACUCUCCUUGAAUCUAUCUCUUUCUCGGACUCAAAGCCCGACGAAGAGUCAUUGGCGAUCCAGGAUAAGGUCUCUGCUUCUUUGGAAUCAAUCGAUGCCAACAACCAGCCCAUCCUCAACCCAGUGGACUCGGCCCUCUUGUUGGCUCUUGCGUCCGCCAUCACAAAUACUUCCCCCGAGAACGGUCUUACCCGUGAAGAAACGAACCCUUAUGCUACUCGUGUUCUUGAUGGUGGCAGUUCCAACUGGCAAAUUUAUACACAGGCACUUUUGGUUCGCAGUCGUGUAGAGGGUUACCGCUCGCGUACAGUCGAGCGUGCCGUGCUUCAGAUGCAGGCUUUGGUGGACCAGGUUAUUGCGGAUACCGCCACUAGUGAUGAUGCCGCCCAAACUGAAUCAGGCGAGCCUUCGACUUUCCUGCCGCGUCCCGAGCAGUCAGAGUCUGCCCCGGCCGCCGACCGUCUCGAACACAUCUGGAUCCUGAACUUCUCCACCCGAUGGAGCCUCGAGGCUGAGCUUGCCAAGCGCUGGGUCGACCUUGGUGGUCUGCGCACUGCCCUUGAGAUCUACGAGCGCCUUCACCUGUGGGCUGAGGCCGCGCUUUGCUACGCUGCCACUGAGCGUGAAGGCAAGGCGAAGAUCCUCAUCCGCCGCCAGCUCUACCAAGCCACGGGUCCGGAUGAGAACGAUGAAAAUGAGCUCGCUCACCAUUGCCAGCAGAUGCCCCCCCGUCUGCUUUGUAUCUUGGGAGAUAUCAACAAAGAUGAGACCUUUUACGAGCGCGCGUGGGAGGUGUCUGACCAGCGAUAUGCUCGCGCCCAGCGCUCCCUCGCUCGCCAUUACCUCACUUCCACUCCACCUGAGCUUGAGAAGGCCGAGGAGGCGUACAAAAAGAGUCUGCACAUCAGCCGACUCAACCACGGCGCGUGGUUCGCUCUUGGAUGUGUGCAGCUCGAGCUCCAAAAAUGGGAAGCUGCCACUGAUACGUUCACCCGCACCGUUCAGCUCGAUGACACAGAUGGCCAGGCAUGGAGUAAUUUGGCGGCUGCAAUGCUUCGCACAUCCGCACCCCAGCCCACUCCCGACACAGUCGAUGAAGUCACAGGCGAGACCCCUGCUGAUGUAGACCCUCACAAGCGUAAGCGUGAGGCUCUUUCCGCCCUUCAACGCGCCGCUCAGCUCAAGGGUACCGAUGCCCGCAUCUGGGACAAUGUUCUCACUGUGGCUGCAUCCAUCCCACCCCCGGCGACGCCAUUCCGUGACGUCAUCACUGCCCAAAAGCGCAUUAUUGAGCUGAUCGGCGCGAAGAGCGGCGAGAAGUGUGUUGAUGUUGCCAUUUUGGGUAUGCUGGUUGAUUUCCUCAACACGGCUUUCGAUUAUGAAAGCCUCCUCAUCCCCUCCAAUGAUGAGUCCGAAGCCCCCGUCGUUCGCACUGGUACAAUUCCUGGUCAAAUCAUCUCGCUGGUUGACAACAACGUGGUGCCGCUCAUCACGCACUCAGCAGUGUUGUGGCAGAUCGUUGCUCGCGUUGAAGUUUUCCGUGGGCGCCCAAGUAAGGCGUUCGAAGCCCACGAAAAGGCGUGGCGUGCUACUGUUGCAACCAACGCUCAGGGUGCUUUCCAGAUGGGUGAUGAGAAGCCCUGGCUCGAGGUUGUGCGUGCUACGGAGAAGCUUGUCAGGAAUGGCUAUGCCAAGUUCGGACCCAUGGAUCGCGAGGACCAAAAGCUUGAGGGUGACCAAGAAGCUGAGCUUGUUGCGAAGGACUGGCGCUUCAAGGCCAGAAGUGCGGUCCGAGGUAUUCUGGGCAAGGGCAAAGACUUCUGGGAUGGAAGUGAGGGCUGGGACCGUCUCAAGGAUUUGCAGUCUGAGGUUACCGGAAACUAG